AUGCUAGGGCAGCUAGUGUUUCGCGGUACCUUCAUCACCCUCGAGGAAGAGCCCGAGGGGAGCCGCCGCCGCGUGCGAGCUUUGAGUGCUCCAAGUCGAAGCCUCCAAGCAUCCGAAGCUUUGGAGCAUGAUUGGCAGCAGAAGAACGUCGAACUCCAGAACUAUGUCGGAGGAUUGCUUGCUGAACCAACUUUUGGCGAGACGCCCGAAGCAUCCGAGUCUGAGGAGGACAUGGCCUCUGGAAACGACGAGGAAAACCCGGGCUUGCAAGACGACGACGCCGUCGGGGUACGGCUGAACGAAGGAAGUUUGGGCCACCCUGGGCUUUGUCGACGUCCAUGCGUCCACUUCGCCAAG
Symbiodinium necroappetens is the source of this 357-nucleotide messenger RNA. The record is from the annotation of a GenBank genome assembly. Lineage: Eukaryota; Dinophyceae; Suessiales; Symbiodiniaceae.